AUGUCGAGCGGUCGUAUUAUUUGCUUUUACGUUCUCGUUCUAUACGUUCUUACUGGUGCAUCUGGUUUAAAGUGCUACAUUGGAAAAUUUAAUAAAGAGCUACAAACGAUUGAUACACAAAAGUUAUGUGCAGUUUACAUUGCUCUGGACUGCCUUAACGAACCAGAAGGGUACUUCGACGUCGGUUAUGCUGAUAUAAGAACUUCACUCUGCGUUAAAACAUUAUUUCAUUAUGUUUGUUAUUGCGACACUGAUUACUGCAACAUGGAUUUUCCGACAUUGCAGGAACUUUGGAAGAAAUCUCCUGAUAACGACAAGAAAAGUGAUUUCUCCAAGUGCAUCAUGAAGGUAUCUAGAGAAAGAAAAUUCGCGCUUGAGACUCGAUCUACCAUCGCCACUGAAUCUAUUGUAACUACGACUACAGAAAGCAAUACUACGGAAAAAGAACACACAACUUACACAACAACAUCUCACCAGCCGGGUACAAUCGAAGAAACUACGGAAGAGCCAGGAGCUUUGAAAGGAAGCGAACAAGAGAAGAACGGGGACAAAGGAGGAAAGGAAAGCGGUGAUAUAGACAUGGACUUCAUCAUUUUCCUGAUUCUUGUCAUUGUUGCUGCAAUUCUACUGAUAGCCAUCAUUCCAACCUUGAUCGGAUGUAUCAUAAUGAAAUCAAAAAGAGACAAAUCUAGAAGACAGGCAAGAGAUGAACGUGCAAAAAGUCUCAGGUCCAACAAAAGUAGAAAAAGCGAUAAAAGUGCGAAGACAACGAGCACCAAGAGCGCGAAAACGGGAUCGAGCAUGAAAAGCCAUGGAAAUAGCACAAGAUCGGGGGACGAUAGUGCGAAAAACAACAGAAGCAACAUAACGACAAGGAGCAGCAGAAAGGAACAGUCGGGAAGAUAA
Necator americanus (New World hookworm) is the source of this 906-nucleotide messenger RNA. RefSeq lists its product as uncharacterized. The record is from RefSeq and is a predicted model, not a curated record. NCBI's taxonomy places the organism in Eukaryota, Metazoa, Nematoda, Chromadorea, Rhabditida, Ancylostomatidae. The transcript has 9 exons. The coding region runs from base 1 to 906 and encodes 301 amino acids.